AUGUCUAAUUCAGUGUUGAUGCAUUCCUCUAAUAUCUUUUCCCCUACAUAUGGUUAUGUUGUCUAUCGUGUCCGUGUAAGACGUGGUGGAAGAAAGAGACCAGUUUCUAAAGGUAUUGUGUAUGGCAAACCCACAAACCAGGGUGUCACGCAGCUGAAAUUCCAGUGCAGCAAGCAAUCAGUUGCCGAGGAAAGAGCUGGUCGGAAUAUUGGUGGUCUUAGGGUUGUGAAUUCGUAUUGGAUCAACGAGGAUUCAACAUACAAAUAUUUUGAGGUCAUCUUGGUUGAUACUGCCCACAAUGCCAUCCGCAAUGACCCAAGAAUCAACUGGAUCUGCAAUCCAGUUCACAAGCACAGGGAACUCCGCGGACUUACCUCUGCUGGCAAGAAAUACAGGGGUCUUCGUGGCAAGGGACACUUGCACCACAAGGCCAGACCUUCGAGAAGGUUUGAGAAUUUUGAGACAGUUUUAUUGCGUUUGGACAUCACUAAAUCGUCUACGCUGAGGCUGUUGAGUUAUAUGCUCGCUAAACUGUAUGUGAGGGAUAUUUCAUCGCUCGAAAAGAAUGCCUUAAACUUUGUCUAA
Molecule: messenger RNA, 585 nt
Organism: Durio zibethinus
Lineage: Eukaryota; Viridiplantae; Streptophyta; Magnoliopsida; Malvales; Malvaceae
Source: RefSeq, a predicted model, not a curated record